Molecule: messenger RNA, 2227 nt
Organism: Medicago truncatula (barrel medic)
Lineage: Eukaryota; Viridiplantae; Streptophyta; Magnoliopsida; Fabales; Fabaceae
Product: protein NRT1/ PTR FAMILY 7.3
Exons: 6
Coding region: 165-1943 (592 amino acids)
Biological process (GO): transmembrane transport
Cellular component (GO): membrane
Molecular function (GO): transmembrane transporter activity
Source: RefSeq, a predicted model, not a curated record
GUUGUCUAGCUCUAUAAAUUUUGUAAGGCACUUGGAGGGCAUAGAAAGUGGAUACUCAUGCAACACAUUUUAUUGGAGACACCUAUCGUUGACUAAUUGAAUUAAAAGUGUGAUAUUGCUUUAAGAAGAAGGAUAGAUAGAUAGAUACAAUUACAAAUCAGAGGAUGGCCCGUAAGGUGUUUGAACUUGAUAAACAUGAGGAGGAGAGUAUCAAUCCUUGCACAAGAGAUGGAUCAAUUGAUUAUUAUGGAAAACCAGCUAUAAAAGCUAGAACAGGUGGAUGGAAGAGUGCCUCAUUGCUGUUAGUGAAUCAACUACUAGUUGCAUUAGCUUUUACUGGAGUUGAGGUGAAUUUGGUUCUCUUUGCAAAGUUAGUACUGAGACAAAGUAAUGCUGAGUCAGCAAACACUUUUAGCAGAUGGAUGGGAACUACUUAUUUCUUCUCUUUAAUUGGAGCUUUUAUUAGUGACUCAUACUUGGGAAGAUACCUCACUUGCAUCAUAUUUCAAGUUGUGUUCAACAUUGGAUUGGUGAUAUUAUCCUUAUCAACUCACUUCCUUUUACUUAAACCUAAAGGAUGUGGAAAAAUAGGAUUUCUAUGUGAUCCUCAUUCACCACUUCAUGUUGCAAUACUUUACAUAUCAAUAUACCUAAUAGCUUUAGGAAAUGGAGCUGCUGAUCCUGCUUUGGCAACAUUUGGUUCUGAUCAGUUUGAUGAGGAAGAACCUAAAGAAGAAAAAUCUAAGACCUUAUUUUUCAGCUACUUUUAUGUGGCAUUGAAUCUAGGAUCAUUGGUAGCCGAAACAGUACUGGCUUACAUAGAGACUACAGGAAAUUGGGUGCUUGGAUUUUGGAUAUGUGCCGGUUGCGGCGGUUUUUCAUUUCUCAUUUUUAUGACUGGAACUCUCAGAUAUCGGCAGAUGAAGACGUCUCGAAACCCUAUCUCGAGGUUUGCACAAGUUUUUGUGUCUUCAAUGAAGAAAAUAAAAUUUCAAGUACCUGCAAAUGGAGAAGGUCUCUAUGAUGUUCAAGAAGGGAGUGAUCCAAGUGUUAGGAGAAUGCAUCACACUAAGGGCCUCAGGUUUCUUGAUAGAGCAGCUAUUAUUUCUACUAAAGAAAAGAACCAAUUGCUAGAGAAAGCUGAAAAUCCAAAUCCUUGGAAACUCUGCACUGUGACACAAGUUGAAGAAGUGAAAUGUAUUUUGAGACUAUUGCCAGUUUGGUUAUGCACCAUCUUCUCCUCCGUCGUCUUCAUACAAAUGCUUUCUCUAUUCGUCGAGCAAGGCUCAACAAUGAACAGAAAAUUUUACAAGUUUGAAAUCCCUCCUGCAAGCAUGACAGCAUUCGACAUCAUUAGCACAUCAGCAUUCAUCAUGUUAUUCGACAUUCUCAUCGUUCCAUUAUACGUGAAAGUCAUCAAAAGAGAUCCGAAACUUCCUAGCGAACUACAAAGAAUUGGAAUCGGACUAUCCAUUACAAUACUAGCCUUGAUUGUCGCCGGUUUGGUAGAAAGAAAAAGGCUCGAGUUUGCUAGCAAAGACGGAAAAGAGACGAGUUCUUUGAGUAUCUUUUGGCAAAUACCACAAUAUGUGCUUGUAGGAGUAGCAGAAGCAUUUGUAUAUGUAGCACAAAUGAACUUUUUUACAGCACAAGCACCAGAUGGAUUGAAAAGCUUGGGAAUGGGGUUAUCAAUGUCUUCAUCGGCAGUUGGUAGUUAUGUUGCCAACACGAUUUUGACUGUCGUAAUGAAAAUCACUUCGACUCAUGGACGACCUGGUUGGGUUUCACCUAAUCUAAAUGAUGGUCAUUUAGAUUGGUUUUUCUUCUUGUCAGCAUGUUUAACAGGUAUUAACUUGAUAUUUUAUAUUGUGUGUGCAAGAAGAUAUAAGUUGAUAGAAUUGGAGAAGAGAGAAGAGGCAAAGGAAGAGGAAGUUGUGAAUUGAUUUGAGAGUAUGGAAGCAAAAACUUUGGUGGCAGAAGGUGAGGUAGCAAGGAAAGAAAAUAGAGUAAUAUUUGUCACAUGGUUUUUUUUUGGACUAUGUUUUUAUACUUUAUAGUUUUAUAUGGAAACAGAUUCUUAAAAAUGCUAGACAUUACAUUAAAUAUUGUUAUAGAGCCUAAAAACUUGUAGUCCAAUUGAUACUAGAAAAUUGUAGACUUGCAGGGAUGAAAAUUGGCAUGGUUGAAGUUAUGUGACUUAUCUUAUGGUAUAUCAAUUUUAGUUUAA